AUGCUUGAUAAAGAUCCUUCUAGCGUCUCAACAACGAAUGCUGAACAGCAAGAGGAGAAAACGCUUGACGAUACGCAAGAAGAGAGUAGCAUUGAUAAUAAUAAUAAAAAAAGAGAAGCGAUAGAAAAAUCUUUGAAGACUACAGCCGAAAGCAUCGCGGCCGAAAGAGAAAAAACCGCAGCAAUACUUACAAGUCGUAACACUGAUACAACAUCAGGCAAUAUCACCACUACUAAAACCAAAGAAAAUCGAUUAUCCAAAGAGUCCGGAAUUGGAUCGAGCGUAAGUAGUCAAUUGGAUGACGACAAAGACGCAGAGGACGAUUCUGAAGAAAUUUCUAGUAAUUAUAACGAAUCAAUUGAUAAAAACAGUCAACAAAUUUCUCCGCGUUCAAGUCAAUUAUUAGAAGGUUUAGAGGAUCAAUAUUAUAAAGUUACACACGAAAGAGAGCAGACUCUGGGAAUAAUCGCAGAGGAGGAAGAAACUAAAUCAACGAAAUCUAUCACCAGUACAACUGGUACUAUAAUUAAUAUUUCUGGUCAAAAUCAACAAUCCUCUUCAUCGUCACAACAGUCACAAUUACCUGCGACAAUAACUUCUCCUCCGCCAGCGCCAUCUUCACAACAGCAACCGCGCAUUGGCAACCUAAAGUCAUUUGAACCUGAUUCUAGAUCGAUAAAAUCAAUUGAUCGUCAUUCAACUGGUCGUCUCUCAACUGGUCGUCUCUCGUUAGAUCGUAUUUCGUUAGAUCGCCUUUCGACUGAAACUGGAAAUAGCAUAAAUAUCAACGAAACAGAUUCCAAUACUUCUGCAGAGCGAAAAUUAAGCAGAUCCAAAUUUUCUUCACUAUCAAUACGAAAUCGCACGAGAACAAUGUUUGUAGCAUCGUCUAACAAUCAUAAUGAUGAAACUUUUGGAAAACAAAGACAAUUGACCAAAGUUGGUAAAGUUCUUGGAAUGACACCAGACGAAGAAAAAAUACUAGUGGGAACACCAUCAUCAACAUCUAUAGGCGGAGUAGGAAUAAGUAGUAAGGCAUCUAAAAUCUUAGGUUUAUCGUCGUCCCCACCAUCAACAGACAUAAUACCUGAUCGAGAAAGGCCACCGACUACUAUUAGUAGUAGUGCAAAAGCGAACAAAGUACUUGGCAUACCUCCUCUUGAGGAUCAUCGACCAUUCUUGGAUAAAUCAAACAAGGCAAAUAGAAUACUGGGAAUCAGCGAAGGAGAUUCGCACAAAAGAGCGGCAUCAUUGCACGUGGAAAGAGUGACCGAUAAAGUAUUAUCAGAAUUCGUGGGACCACGAUCUUCAACCCCAUCAUUCUCUGGCACAAUAACCGUUGCAACUAUUCGAAAUCAUAUAUCACAGAAUGGGUACAUGGCAAGAUACAUGUAUCCAAGUUUCUCAUUCUCAAAGUCCUGGAAGCGAAGAUAUUUUGCACUGGCCAAAGGCACAUUAUAUUGUUUCAAAUCAUCAGACUCGAUCGCGCCGAUGAUUGAUAAUUUCGAGAUAACGGCGAACACGAUUGUCUGCGUUACCGAGAAUUUUAGUAAUAAACCGUGGGUGCUGGAAGUAAGCAAACCCGGUGAGAAGAAAUGGUACUUACAAGCGGACAAUGUCGAAGAUAUGAAAGGGUGGUUAAGUGAACUAAAGUCGACCGUGACAAAAUGUAAAUAUAGUACGCAGAUGUUACCGGAUGUCCCGACAAAUAUUACAAAUACGGCAAUUAAUGCUUCUGUUUCAUCGAAUAUCUUCGAUCAGGAUGAAAAAUCAAUAGUGAGCACGACCUUGAUGAAAUCAUCGACUACUUCGACUAUUAAUAAUAAUCACCCUACACAAUUUCAUAAUCGUCAUCCGUAUACUCAUCAUGGUAGCGCUAGUGUUAGUGGUAUAUCAUCUUCAUCAACAAGAAUGCACAAUAGUACUUCAUCGCCAAUCUUAUCGGCAGUACGUACGCAUUCAAAGCGAUCAGAAUCAUUAAAUAGUUAUAUUGAUGAAUCAAAAUUAUCUUAUACAUUAUCAUCUCUGCCAACUUACCAUCAACCUCCUCGAGUCUCGGCGUCUGCACCUCCGUCACCCACAUACACUCAAUCAUUAUCUCAUAAAGCGUCGCCAUCUGAUGAUGAGAAUCAUCAUCCACCACAAUCUCCUAGUGUCAAAAUGAUCGGAUUAUCGGAAUUGGGGGUUCCUUCGCGUCCUUCUUCACCCAUCGAAAUGCAAAGAAUAAAGAAUCAACAUCAAAAACGGUCAAUGUCGCAAUCAGAAAAUGUGACAUCACCGAUUCCGAUAAAACAAAAAGUUACAAAACAUCGACCUACUUUGUCUGGGAUAUCGGCAACUGGCAGACCGAGAUCAAGUUCUCUAAAUUCGAUAAAUUCUGUUGCUACUGCAUUAUCACCACAGCAUCAAUCUCCACCAUCGCCAACAAAGAAGAUUAUUUUACCGCCCCCUUAUCCGAAACCUGAUAAAAGAACAGUUAUGUCAUCUUCAAAUAAUAACGAUGCAGGCAUGUCAUCAUCGUGGUCACAAAGAUCUCCGGGAUUCCCGAUGCCACCUCCGAGAACAGUACCACCAGAAUUUCAUGUGGAAAAUAGGCGUCGUCCACCUCCGCCUAAUAUUCCACUUCAUCAAAGAAGACCAACUUCACCAAUGUCUGCUCCAACAUCUCCAGUG
Messenger RNA from Ambispora leptoticha, 2673 nucleotides. Lineage: Eukaryota; Fungi; Glomeromycota; Glomeromycetes; Archaeosporales; Ambisporaceae. The record is from the annotation of a GenBank genome assembly.